AUUGGCGGAUUGGCAGUAUGGUCUCAGGACAGCCAAUCUGGAAACCGGAGUAGCCGAAGACGGUUCAGGCUGCGGCGCGUCCGUGUUUGCUUUGUGGACCAUGUGCUGUUAUGUAUGCCUGAAGUACUUGAAAUGCAAAUCUGGGAAGGCUUUGCCAUCUAAAUGCUUGGCUGGAUUAAGCGCCUGAUGAGGAUGGUUUUUCAGCAGGUUGGAGUAAGCAUGCAGUCGGUACUUUGGUCAGGAAAGCCAUACGGUUCAUCUCGAAGUAUCGUAAGGAAAAUUGGUACUAACUUAUCUCUGAUCCAGUGUCCAAGAGUUCAGUUUCAGCUUACUAGCCAUGCGACAGAGUGGAAUUCCAGCCACCCAGGAGAGGAUGCAGUGGUGUCUUUUGCUGAUGUUGCAUGGGUAGCCACAGAAGGAGGAGAGUGCUCAACAAGACUCAGGACAGAGGUCAGGUCCAAUCUACUCCUUCAGGAUGAUGACCUUUUUUUUGAGAAGACUCCAACCAGGCAUAUUUCCUUACCAACCUUGUCCCAAGAAGAGCCUCCACCGAAGGCUGCAGCACUGGCAAACGAGGAAGCACUGCAGAAGAUCUGUGCACUUGAAAAUGAACUUGCUGCUCUCAGAGCUCAGAUUGCUAAAAUUGUGACCCUGCAAGAGCAACAAAAUCUCACUGCAGGUGACUUAGAUUCUACCACAUCUGCUACUACAGCACCACCUCCCCCACCUCCACCUCCACCACCACCGCCCCUUCCAGUGGGGCUCCACCAAAGUGUAUCUGCUAUUGAUAUGAUUAAAGAACGUAGAAAGCAAAAAGCCAACUCUGGAAAAACUUUGGCUAAGAACAACCCAGAGAAACCUGACAUGCCAAAUAUGCUAGAGAUCCUUAAAGAUAUGAACAGUGUAAAGCUUCGGUCAGUCAAGAGGUCAGAGCAAGACAUAAAGCCCAAGCCAGUGGAUACUACUGACCCUGCUGCUCUCAUAGCUGAGGCUCUGAAAAAGAAGUUUGCUUAUCGGUAUCGAAGCAGUAGCCACAGUGAAGUUGAAAAAGGAGUUCCAAAGUCUGAAUCAGAGACCACCUCAGAGACAGCUUUGUUUGGGCCACAUAUGUUGAAAUCUACAGGAAAAAUGAAGGCUCUAAUUGAAAAUGUUUCAAACUCCUAAUAGACAGUGAACUGAGAAAGGCUAUCCUGGUUCAGCUAUUGUUUUGUGAGGGCUGAGUUUGGCUAGUAAAAAUCAACACUAUGUAGUAAAUACCUUUAAUAUUCAUUGGUUUCCUUUUUAACCUAAUUAGAAGAUUAAGCAGUACUGAAAGCACUAUAAGUUUGGUUCUGAUAAUGUUUUUGAUGUGUUUAGAUUUCCAGUCUUGAAAGCAAUUGUAAGACUUCAGAACACAGAAAAGACCCUUUUAUUGUUACACAUUUUUAAUUCUUAACACUAAUUUAUCUGUCAAAUGUUUUAUAUGCAUAUAUCUGGAUAUAAAACAGUUCAUGUAAAAAUUAAUGAUGGCAGAUGAGGGUACUAUUAUCUUCAUUUAUUUUCAAGAAUCACUUACUGUUCAGUGAUGGAACAGCUGGUAUACCCUAAGUUGUUGAAGUGAAAUAUUUGAGAUUGGAAUCUUCUUGCCUUGAAUAGAACUUAACAUAUUGGAUUUCCUCCCAUGUUUUGGAGAUGGGUUUGCAUAGGAACUGGAUGAUGUUCACUGCUGAGAUUCUAUAGUGCUUUCCGUUAGAACCAAGUUAAGGACAAAGAAGGCUGGCUUGCACAUUGUUGCCAUCCAGUGCUGAGGAAGCAAGUGUAGUUUCCAAGUAGUGACAAAUCAAAGUAUUGAAUUAAAUUAGUUUUUAGGUAAAAAACUUCUUUCAGUUUAAUAAAUAGUAUCAUAAAGAUGACUUAUUGCUGAGUUAAUGCUAUUUCUGGAAAUGUCAGCAUAAUGGAAUUAAAAUUUUUUAAAUAUUGGUCAAAAUAUUAGUGUUAUUUAUCAAACAGGCAAAUGACUUUCCUAUAAUAUUAUUAUUGGUCACAGUGCUGUUCCAAGAAUGAUAUUAUGCACAAACUUUAGGUGCUAUUAUAAAGCAGAAUCUGGGUGUGGUGGCACAUACCUAUAAUCCCAGCACUUGGCAAGCUGAGGCAGGAGAGCUGCCAUAAGUUCAAGAUCAUCUUGGGCUAUAAA
Messenger RNA from Fukomys damarensis (Damara mole-rat), 2173 nucleotides. It is a transcript of the gene Mtfr1, whose product is annotated as mitochondrial fission regulator 1. Gene Ontology annotation, biological process: mitochondrial fission; aerobic respiration. Gene Ontology annotation, cellular component: mitochondrion. The transcript is spliced from 8 exons. Bases 163 to 1164 code for a protein of 333 amino acids. NCBI's taxonomy places the organism in Eukaryota, Metazoa, Chordata, Mammalia, Rodentia, Bathyergidae. The record is from RefSeq and is a predicted model, not a curated record.